This is a messenger RNA of Ruditapes philippinarum (Manila clam), 2668 nucleotides long. RefSeq lists its product as uncharacterized. The transcript is spliced from 4 exons. Bases 615 to 1475 code for a protein of 286 amino acids. The record is from RefSeq and is a predicted model, not a curated record. Lineage: Eukaryota; Metazoa; Mollusca; Bivalvia; Venerida; Veneridae.
UCACUACAGACAUAAUGUUUAAACUCUUUGAUAAUCAAUGGUGUAAAUACGUUCAGAUAAGUAAAUAUCUGACAUGGAAUUUAAGCACUAAUUUUAAGGGUUUCUUAAGAUUGGGAGAUUUAUGUAUAAUUCCAUGUAUAAAUAUUUCCAUUUAUUUAUACGCUAAUUUUUGAUCAAUUAUUGAUUUUCCUUAUCAAUGAAAUUAAAAGUGGAUCUUUAAAGGGAAAAAAUCGCGCUAGCGGAAUGGACGUAUAACAAUGUGGAUUUUAUAUUGUUUGAAUUGAAUAUGGAAAUUCUCUUUAAUUGAACAGAUCUUUUAAAAGGCAAUUCUAUUGUUGCAUUUAUUGUCCCAGGGAGAAAUUAUAUUCUACAUAAACUGAACAGAACAAUGUAAUAGCCAUUAAUUUAUGUGGAUAGUUAAACAAACAGUCUUUUACAACGUCAGACAAGUACAACAAAUGACAACGCUAGUUUCGUAAAAAAACAACUCACUAUACGACAUGGAUUUUGAUUACAUUUAUAUAUAACUAUUUUAUAUCUAUGUUUUAACACUUAAAUGAAGUGCUAUUAAGAUUUUGAAGAAGAGUUUUGAGAUAUCUACUACAAAGUGUUAAAUGCAUGUUGAAAGUACAAGGGACCGCUGGGGCGGAUCUCCGAGGACAUUGACACCUGGUCGACCCAAGUCAGUGCGGGAAUUGUACCGGCCUGCUGUGCAGGACCUCAGUGAGCAAGCAGCAAGGAAUGGUACCAGUAAUCAAGAAGAAGCAAUAUUGAGUGUGGUGAGCACGUGCACACCACGUGGCUCAAGGUCAAGUGCAGAUUAUUACAGCGAAAAGUUCCACUCGCCAACCCCAUUGAUCAGUCAGUUUACCCCAGAAGAAGCAAUCAAAUCGUCACCAACAACUUCAUACUGUUUCAACACUCACAACAAUGAGUACCACGAAGAUCUCCAUAGACAACGCGUGCUUGUAUCUGCGCAUCAACGCCGGAAGUUACAAUCGCGCCUGCGUCGUUCAAAAUCUACGCCCCUAAGUGAUAGAAGCAGAGAAUAUUGGCAUGAUGAUUACAAGAAUAAGCUCGAGCUCGUUAUAACAAAUAAUUCAAAAGUUGAUGAAAAAGAUUUAAAAGAAAGAAUCAACUACAGACUAACAAACCGGACAAAGCCUAGGACAGCUCCUCAGGGUUCACUUAUGUCAAAUGGCUCACCGUUAUCAGUCACCAACGGUUACACACAGACUUUAACCCAGCAUUACCCAAAGUACACUCAGAAAUAUAGCAACUGGCUAACAAAUGGUUUUAAAGUUCAAAGCUUUAGGACACACCCUUUAUCACAAGAGUACAGUCACUCGCGCCCACCACCUCCGUUAUUACAGUAUAUAAACCGACCAAAAACUGUCCACAGCAGACUUGGUCCAAGAAAAUUCUACGGAUCAAUGGAUAUAAACAUAAUCGGAACACAAAAGAAAGGCGUGUAAUAAAUACAAGUACAAUUUAUAUCUUUGUGGUCUAAUAUUACAUCUUCAAAUUAAUAUGUGAUAAUCAAAUUUAAAAUAUCUAUUUCUGAUAAGUUGAUACAAUUGGGAUGUCUUGGUUUGAGGAAUACUCAAAUCAAGCCAGUUUCAAAAUGAUUUCAGGGUUGUAAACAGAAAAUGGACAAAUGUCAGAAACAAAUAUUUGAUUAAGUAAAAAGUUAUGUUUUAACACAUGCGCGUUUGCUGAAUGAACAAUUACCAUGAAAACCAUGUCGAAAAAAAAUCAGAGACGCUUUUAAACUUAGCAAAAGAAUGGGCAAUUAUAUCACAGAAAGUCUACGUUCAAGUAGAUCUUGUAUGUGAAAACAAAUUACGGACUCUUGUCUUGAGAUUUGUAAAUCUGCAUAAUAAAUGGAGAAAUUUUGUAUUUUGAGAACAGAUCAAUGUUCAAUGACCACCAGAAAUUAAAUUAGAGGUGGGGUGGCGUUUAGCAUAGGUUUGUGGAAUUAUAAAUAUAUAAAUUACGAGACUAAUAUUUGAGAAAUUACGCAAGAAAGCACAGGAUAAAUACAAAUGACCUCCUGAACGGAAAACUGGCUUACAUGGUCAAGAGACCAAUGUGUAUUAAUCGUGACAAAAGUUAGCUCCCCUGACGUGCACGCGGUUUUUUCAUGUUUGUUACAAAUGUAGGUUAUUUAUUGUUCGAGUAAAUGAUGUUUGAGCUACUUUGUAUUUUAUAUCCAAUGCAUAAACAUUCAUUCUUUAGUAGCAUAAUAUGUAUUUCAUUCUAAUUUAUUUACAAAGAAUCAGUUUAUUUAUUUAUAUAUUUAUGCUUUAUUCGUUGCCAAGGUUUCAUCAACAUUAUCAUCACAUCAUGUUUAUUGUAAACAUUACUACAUCAUCAUCAUCAUCAUCACCAUAAUCAUCAUCAGCAACAACAGCUACAGAACUGCAGUCAUCAUCAAUCCUAAAAACAGUUCAUUGAAAAAACUGAUUUGUAUGGCUCCAUAUGGUGAUAAAUUUCUUAAAUAAACAGAAAACAAAAGAUAAAAUUUUUUGUAAUCAUUUAUUUAAAAUAAACAAUAUCUACAUGGUUCUUUUCUCUCUUGUUUUUUGCCAAUGCAACACAAACAAUUGGCCAAUUUUGUAAACCUAAUGUUAAUUCAUGGAUUUCAUUACAUAUAAAAUGAUAUAAU